AUGUGCUUGACUUGGGCUGCAAAAGUGAGUGAAAGGAUGGAAAUGGACUCGUCUGCCGCAUGUGACGAGUCAGUGCGCUGCAUGUCGCAGAGCUCCUUCCUCACCUCACGUCGUCGUUCCUUCCAACUCCAUCCUCCUUCCUUCUCUUUGACCAGUACCUUACGACGGGACAACACCGACAGUGCGUGACAUGCAUCACACGACCAGACAUUGGCCAUUUUCCAAGCCGGUCGCGAUGGUAUCGGUGCCUUGCUGGGUAAGUCUUCCACAUCCACACCACGGUUUAAGGCCCGAAUCCGCAUGUCUAACACUUGUUUUCGGAUUUUAGGCUGGGCACUGCUCCGCCUUUCCCUCCAUCGCUCCAUCCUCCUCACACUGCGCAACAUCAUCCUGGCCUCCUUUCCCGCCGACCAACCCGUCACCUUCGAAAGGGUCAAGCAAUGCCGCUACCUCCACAACUUCCUCACGGAAACCAUGCGUCUCCACCCCACAGCCCCGAUCAAUGACCGCGUCGCAACCAAGGACACCACCCUCCCCGUCGGCGGCGGUCCCGACCAGAAAUCUCCCAUUGUGAUCCAAGAGGGCCAGACGGUCAUGUACUCCAUCCAUCUCAUGCAACGUCGCACGGAUCUCUGGGGCGAGGACGCCCUUGCGUUCCGCCCGGAACGCUGGUCGGAGAGGACGAUCCCCGCGUACCAUUUCGCCGCCUUCUCCGGCGGGCAGCGCGCGUGUCUAGGGCAGCAGUACGGUCUCAUGGAGGCGGCGUAUGUGUUGAUCCGGUCGCUGCAGCGGUACGAUGCCGUCGAGCCGGCCGACGCCAAGGAGAUGGCGAGGAUGCGGAAAUCGUUCGGCUUGUCAACGUGGCCCGCUGAUGGAGUCAAGGUGAGGUUUCAUAGAGCUUCGGACUAG
Messenger RNA from Lecanosticta acicola, 909 nucleotides. NCBI's taxonomy places the organism in Eukaryota, Fungi, Ascomycota, Dothideomycetes, Mycosphaerellales, Mycosphaerellaceae. The record is from the annotation of a GenBank genome assembly.